AUGCCUACCCGAACUUCGAAGACCCGCAAGCUUCGCGGCCACGUCUCUCACGGCCACGGUCGUGUUGGCAAGCACCGCAAGCACCCAGGUGGUCGUGGUCUGGCUGGUGGUCAGCACCACCACCGUACCAACAUGGACAAGUACCAUCCCGGUUACUUCGGUAAGGUUGGUAUGCGAUACUUCCACAAGCAGCAGAACCACUUCUGGAAGCCCGUCAUCAACCUGGACAAGCUGUGGGCUCUCGUUCCCACCGAGACCCGCGACGCUUACGUCUCCGGCGCCAAGAAGGACACCGUCCCCGUCCUCGACCUCCUCCCCCUCGGCUACUCCAAGGUCCUCGGCAAGGGCCGUCUCCCUGAGAUCCCCCUGGUUGUCCGCGCAAGAUGGGUCAGCAAGCUGGCUGAGAAGAAGAUCAACGAGGCCGGUGGUGUUGUCGAGCUGGUUGCUUAA
Molecule: messenger RNA, 450 nt
Organism: Pochonia chlamydosporia 170
Lineage: Eukaryota; Fungi; Ascomycota; Sordariomycetes; Hypocreales; Clavicipitaceae
Product: 60S ribosomal protein L27a
Exons: 4
Coding region: 1-450 (149 amino acids)
Biological process (GO): translation
Cellular component (GO): ribosome; cytosolic large ribosomal subunit
Molecular function (GO): structural constituent of ribosome
Source: RefSeq, a predicted model, not a curated record